Messenger RNA from Cladophialophora immunda, 1979 nucleotides. RefSeq lists its product as uncharacterized. NCBI's taxonomy places the organism in Eukaryota, Fungi, Ascomycota, Eurotiomycetes, Chaetothyriales, Herpotrichiellaceae. The transcript has 2 exons. Bases 107 to 1480 code for a protein of 457 amino acids. Gene Ontology annotation, biological process: branched-chain amino acid catabolic process. The record is from RefSeq and is a predicted model, not a curated record. Gene Ontology annotation, molecular function: oxidoreductase activity, acting on the aldehyde or oxo group of donors, disulfide as acceptor.
CGUCGUCCUUGCUCCCAACCUUUCCUUCUGUCCCGAAUUUGCUAUUGUAAUAUCAGCGGCUGUAUUCAUUUUUCCAGGGUGGCUGCUUUGCUUUAGACAAGUGAGGAUGAAAAGUCGAACUGUUCUGAGGCCCUUGGUGGCAUCCUGCAGAUACAAACACGGUGUACUUCUACGGCGAUCAGGGAUACGAUGGGCCAGCGACACCUGGUCUGCCGGGCCUGCGCAGAAGGUGGGAUCGGAUUCAGUGCAUUUUCCAGGAGCUUUGAAUAGUAAAUUUACGUCGACCAUGAGGUUUCAAAAUCCAGCCGAGGAGAAUGCCAUGCCCACUUACAGAAUAAUGGAUGCAGAUGGCAACAUAGUGGACAACACCAGAGAUCCGCAAUCUGCAUCUGACGAAGAAGUCAUUCAGUGGUACCGCAACAUGUUGACUGUCAGCAUCAUGGAUUUGAUCAUGUUCGACGCGCAACGGCAGGGGCGGACCAGCUUUUAUAUGGUCUCUGCGGGCGAAGAAGGUAUCGCUGUCGGAUCGGCUUCGGCGCUAACGCCAGAAGAUGUCUGUUUCCUGCAGUACCGCGAACAAGGGGUGCUCGUGCAACGAGGUUUCACGUUGAAGGAGAUGAUGAGCCAGUUGUUUGCAAACAAAGACGAUCACGGCAAAGGACGAAAUAUGCCUGUACAUUAUGGCAGUGGGAAGCUCAACGUCCACACGAUUUCGAGUCCUCUCGCGACCCAGAUUCCCCAAGCAUCUGGGGCUGCAUAUGCGCUGAAGUUGCAGCGACUCAUUAACCCCAAUGUCCCCCCCCGGAUCGUCGCUUGUUACUUCGGAGAGGGUGCGGCAAGCGAAGGGGAUUUCCACGCUGCACUGAACAUUGCCGCCACGAAAUCAUGUCCGAUUGUAUUUGUCUGCCGCAACAAUGGCUUCGCUAUUUCGACAGCCAGCAUCGAGCAGUACAAGGGCGAUGGCAUUGCUAGCCGGGGAUUAGGGUACGGCAUUGAUACCAUCCGGGUAGACGGCAACGAUAUCUUUGCCGUGAGAGAGGUCAUGUUGGAAGCCAGGAAGCGGGCCCUUGAAGGUGACUGCAAGCCUAUCCUUGUGGAAGCUAUGAGCUACCGAGUGAGUCAUCACAGCACCAGCGACGACAGUUUUGCAUAUCGAGCCAAACGAGAGGUCGAGGAGUGGAAACGAAGAGACAACCCCAUUACCCGGCUCCGCAAGUGGAUGGAGAAGAAAGGCAUCUGGGACGAAGACAAGGAGAAGGAAGCGAGGGCAUCGAUACGCAAAGAAGUCUUGCGCGAGUUUUCGGCCGCCGAAAAAGUCAAGAAACCACCAGUACGAGCUAUGUUUGAAGACGUCUACGAGGAGAUCACCCCAGAGGCCCGAGCCCAAAUGAAGGAACUCAAACGGAUAAUCGAAAAGUACCCAAAGGAGUACAGCAGUAUUUCCCAGCACGAAGGAGGAAUCAAGAGUUUAGAGGAGUGAAUCUAGAUCAGUGUAUCCGGUACGGUACUCGAUAGCGGCGCCAACACUGACGGGAGACCCCGAUGGAAGAGCCGAGCCACGGGCCUUAGAAACACCCCCAGGAUAUCACUCCAAUCAGAGCAAAAUUGGAAGCCAGGGGCUAUUCGUGCUGGGCCCGUGAUAAUGGAACACGUUAUUGACAACAAGGCUGACGGGGAGAGUCAGUGAGUGCGGCCAGUGCGAAACCGCCGAUUGGGUGGCUGGGCGUCUCCAGCGCCACUUGGUGCCACUGUGGCUUGACUUUGGCCAAGCCGGGAAAUUUGAACCGCCGCCAGCCACCGACGUUCCGGGUGCGGGCUGCAGGGUCUCAACCUGUCUGAAUCGGGCUGCAGGGUCCGAUAUUCGACGCUAGUCCUAGUGAGGCUAAGGCCGUUUGCCGUCAGCCUCGAGCUGGGCUUCCAGCCUCCCUCAAUCUCUCCAAUCCUGUUGUCCAUUUCGUUGUUUUCUGUGAAUAGAAGCU